AUGCAUGUCUUUUUCUUCUCACAUUCCACUGUUUUCCGGCUUGCUUUCCUAGGACCACUCUUCGGAUUUGUUUACCUCGAUAUCCCAUUAGCUAAACUUUUAUACCACUCAAAUAAUACAUUAAACCCGCAUCUGUCCUCGAAAGCUUGUGAUAAGGCUGUGAAGGACCUCCGUCCCGGUCGCAGAGAUUAUUCGGUCGGAGGUAAGAGAGAGCAGGGCACGAGCAGUGUACUCCGUCCCUGUCUCCCACCUCUUCCUCUUACCCCCACCUGCCUCUCACCCCCCCACUCGCCAGCCAUGGGUGUUGCAGCCGAACCAGGUCAAAAGGGCGUCAAUUGGUCCAACAUCGCUAUCGGCGGCAUUAUGAACAUGGUUACCACUCUCGGCCAACCUCUCGAGGUGCUGAAGACUCAAAUGGCUGCCAACCGGUCCCAAACCAUGCUACAAGCGUGCAAGACCGUCUGGUCUCGUGGUGGUUUUGUUGGGUUCUACCAAGGUCUCAUUCCCUGGGCAUGGAUAGAGGCAUCCACGAAAGGCGCUGUGCUGAUCUUCGCCGCUUCCGAGGUGGAGAGUGCUACCCUUGCUGCUGGCAUCAACCCGGGUCUGGCUGGAUUAUUGGGCGGAAUGACCGGAGGUGUUGCUCAGGCUUACGCGACUAUGGGUUUCACGACAUGUAUGAAAACUGCCGAGAUCACUCGCGCGAAAACCGCUGCCACCGGCGUCAAGCCUCCUUCGACGUGGGCCGUCUUCGCUGACAUCUAUCGUCGUGAAGGUAUUCGUGGUGUCAACAAGGGUGUCAACGCUGUCGCUGUUCGUCAAUGCACAAACUGGGGUUCCCGUAUGGGCUUCGCUCGUCUCGCCGAAGAUUCCAUCCGGAAGAUCAGGGGCAAGGGCGAGGGUGAAAAACUUGGAGCCGCCGAAAAGAUUCUCGCUUCGACUAUCGGUGGUACUUUCGCCACUUGGAAUCAGCCUAUCGAGGUCAUUCGUGUCGAGAUGCAAAGUAUGGCCAAGGGUGCUGCUGCAAAUGUCAACCGACCUGCCAAGUUAACGAUCCUGAACACGCUGGGAUUCAUUUACAAGGAGAACGGUCUGAAGGGUUUGUACCGGGGUGUAACACCCCGCAUUGGCCUUGGUAUCUGGCAGACAAUAUGUAUGGUGUCGUUUGCGGACUACGUCAAAAUUUGGGACCGGCUACUAACGGCAGCAGUAGGCCGGUUCUGUACACUGUUACCCCACAUCAUCCGCAUCGUCCCUUCCUCUCUACCCCUACCACCACCACCUACCAUGAGCGCCGUCGCACCACCCAAGGGCACCCACCCGUUGCUUGUCAAAUAUCUCGCUCAGCUCACCCUUCACCCGCUCCGUACAAAGGCACUUACCACCGCGACGUUAUGCUUCUUGCAAGAGGUCCUUGGGAGUAACCUCUCUGGGUCCCCACCGAAGGUUUCGAAGGAUGCUCCACCUUUGGUACGCGCCCUUGGGACCGUGCACGUCGACUUGAAGGCGCUCAAGAUGGCCCUCUACGGCUUCCUCAUCUCGGCCCCUUUGAGUCACUACCUCAUUGGUCUCCUCCAAAAGGCGUUUGCAGGCAAGACUUCUACCGGUGCCAAGAUCGGUCAAAUUGUUGCUAGCAAUCUUCUUAUUGCCCCGAUUCAAACCGCCGCGUACCUUUCCUCCAUUGCAGUCAUCAACGGUGCGAGCUCAGUCGACGAAGUUAUCAAGACCGUCAAAGCCGGAUUCUUUUCGGUUAUUAGGAUUUCUUGGGUGGUUUCUCCGCUGUCCAUGACAAUUGCGCAGAAGUUUAUCUCGGUCGAGCUUUGGGUGCCAUUCUUCAAUGCCAUUCAAUUUGUACUCGGGACCUAUUUCAACAUGCGUGUCAAGCAACUCCGCCUUGCUGCCCUCAAAAAGGAGAAGCUCGAGCGAGAAAAACAAGAACGUAAAGAUUAA
This is a messenger RNA of Cyclocybe aegerita, 1947 nucleotides long. Lineage: Eukaryota; Fungi; Basidiomycota; Agaricomycetes; Agaricales; Hemipholiotaceae. The record is from the annotation of a GenBank genome assembly.